This is a messenger RNA of Anopheles maculipalpis, 1858 nucleotides long. RefSeq names its product N-acetylgalactosaminyltransferase 6-like. The record is from RefSeq and is a predicted model, not a curated record. Bases 7 to 1857 code for a protein of 616 amino acids. The transcript is spliced from 5 exons. Gene Ontology annotation, cellular component: Golgi apparatus. Lineage: Eukaryota; Metazoa; Arthropoda; Insecta; Diptera; Culicidae.
ACCACCAUGCGUGUUCCAAGAUUUUUACGACAGUUUAAGCAUUCCUCGCACCGAAAGCCCCUUUUCGGUGAGUUGAUCGUGAAGCUACUGUUCAUCGUUUGCUGCGUUAUAAUCACGGUGCUGCUGAUCAUUCACAAGUACGAAAAUUUGGAUAACUUCAAGCGUACGCUCUACUACCGCUACACCGACGAUGGUGACGAGUUCUUUGCGUUGCGCCGCAAUAUCGAUGGGGAAAAGAUGGACUGGCAUAAUUACGAACUGAUGGAGGAAGAGCGGAAACGGGUGGGACCGGGUGAGCAGGGCCGGCCGUACAAACUGACCAGCGAAAAAGAUAUCGCACUCAACGAUAAGCUAUUUAAAGAGAACGGUUAUUCGGCGGUCGUUAGUGACAUGAUCGCGCUAAAUCGUUCGGUACCGGACAUACGCCAUCCGAGUUGCCGUACGAAGGAAUAUCUUAAGGAACUUCCAACGGUUAGUGUGAUCGUUAUCUUUUACAAUGAGCACUGGAGUGCUCUUCUUCGGACCGUGUACAGUGUUCUGAAUCGAUCUCCACCUUCGCUACUGAAGGAAAUCAUACUGGUAAAUGAUCAUAGUACAAAACCAUUUCUUUGGACACCUCUGCGAGAGUUUGUGGAAUCGGAACUGGGUCCGAAGGUGCGGCUAGUGGAUCUUCCCGAGCGAUCUGGAUUGAUUGUUGCUCGAAUGGCUGGAGCUCGGGAGGCUCGUGGCGAUGUGCUGAUUGUGCUGGAUUCUCAUACAGAAGUCAACACCAACUGGCUUCCUCCACUGUUGGAACCCAUCGCGGAAGACUACCGAACGUGCGUCUGCCCCUUCAUCGAUGUGAUCGCUCACGACACGUUCCAGUACCGGUCACAAGACGAAGGUAAGCGUGGUGCGUUCGAUUGGAAGUUCUACUACAAGCGCUUACCUCUGUUGCCCGGCGAUCUUGACGAUCCGACGAAACCCUUCAACAGUCCGGUAAUGGCUGGCGGACUGUUCGCUAUCAGUGCCAAAUUCUUCUGGGAGCUCGGAGGGUACGAUGAGGGCCUAGAUAUUUGGGGCGGUGAACAGUACGAGCUAAGUUUUAAAAUCUGGCAGUGUGGCGGACGCUUGGUCGAUGCACCUUGCUCCCGGGUCGGACACGUCUACCGUGGGUACGCACCGUUCGGCAAUCCACGAGGCGUUAACUUUGUGGUACGAAACUUCAAGCGCGUCGCGGAAGUGUGGAUGGAUGAGUACAGCCAAUUUCUGUACGAGCGUAAUCCACAGUUUGCCAAGACGGAGCCGGGCGAUUUAACUAGCCAGCGAGAACUGCGGGAACGGUUACAGUGUAAACCGUUCAAAUGGUUCUUGGAAGUGGUCGCUCCGGAUUUACUCGUGCGCUAUCCACCUCGCGAUCCACAACCGUUCGCAUCCGGCCGGGUGCAGAGUAUGGCCAAUCCAAAGCUUUGCCUAGACUCGCUGAACCACCAGGCGAAGGAACCGAUCGGAUUGUAUACAUGCGCGGUGAACAAAUCGCACCCACAGAACAAUCAGUUCUUCACGCUGUCCUACCACCGGGACAUACGUGUGCGUAGCAACGAUAAGUGUCUAGAUGCUGCCAAACUGGACGAUGAGAUUGUACUGUUUAGCUGCCACGAGUCUCAGGGCAAUCAAAUGUGGCGAUAUAAUUAUGAAUCCAAUAUGAUCAUCCACGGUAAGGACCAUCUAGGACAAUGCCUUGAAGCGGAUCUCGCCACUAAAAAGUUGUUCAUCAGAAGCUGUGAUAAGGAUAAACUGUCUCAGAAGUGGAACUGGGGCUUCGUCAACUUUGUACACCUGCAGAAUUGGGAUGUUUAUGGAGCCAAGUUUUUAUAAU